Molecule: messenger RNA, 2953 nt
Organism: Neltuma alba
Lineage: Eukaryota; Viridiplantae; Streptophyta; Magnoliopsida; Fabales; Fabaceae
Product: DNA repair protein RAD4
Exons: 13
Coding region: 72-2822 (916 amino acids)
Biological process (GO): nucleotide-excision repair; mismatch repair
Cellular component (GO): cytoplasm; nucleotide-excision repair factor 2 complex; XPC complex
Molecular function (GO): damaged DNA binding; single-stranded DNA binding
Source: RefSeq, a predicted model, not a curated record
UUUUAGGCGCGACCAGUCUCACUUUUCAUUCCCGCCUCUUCGAAUCCUGAGAGAUAGGCAAGACUGGAGUAAUGCGAAGCAGAGGCAGUUCCAAGCGAAACAGACGUGCCUUAGCGUCAGGAGUGCUGGCUGAGACAUCCCGGGAGGCUGGGGGCAAACUCACAAGCUGUGCCGAUAAAGUUGGAUCUUCUGUGAAAGAGACAGAUGACAGUGAUCUUCAUUUAAAUCAUUCAGUUGGGGUGCCGCAGUCUGAGUCAGAAAGAAAUGAAUGUCAAGCCUUGGAACCAGUUCUUCCACCAAAUACUUUAGAGACUGGACAUUGUAGUAGAAAUGUUAUGAGAAAUGCUUCUCUCAAAGAGAAAUGUGAUGAUGUAAGUUUAGACAAAAGCCACUUGAACAACAAGGAAGAAAUGGAUGACUCAGAUUGGGAAGAGGGUUCAAUUGCAGCACAUGAUCAUCCUAUGACUAUUGAAUUGAAUGUGACCCCUGAUUUAUCUACGCAGAAACAAAUUCGCCGUGCUUCAGCCCAGGAUAAGGGCUUUGCUGAGCUUGUGCACAAGGUUCAUUUGCUUUGUUUACUUUCUCGUGGAAGAUUAAUUGACAGAAUCUGUGAUGAUCCUCUUAUUCAGGCCUCAUUGCUUUCUCUACUUCCUGCACACUUGCUUCAGCUAUCAAAUGUCACCAAGCUCACUUCAAAAGCUUUACAUCCUUUAGUUGCAUGGUUUCAUAAUAAUUUUCGUGUUAGAAAGUUCACAAGUGCAGAAAUGUCAUUUCGUUCUGCUUUGGCAGCUGCUCUUGAAGCACGUGAGGGUAGUUUUGAGGAGAUUGCUGCAUUAUCAGUGGCCCUAUUUAGAGCUUUGAAUCUUACGACAAGGUUUGUCUCCAUUUUGGAUGUUGCCUCUCUUAAACCAGGUCAAUCCGUUAGAUCUGAUGCAAGUGGAUCUAGCAAGGGGAUAUUUAAUGCUUCAACAGUGAUGGUAUCCAGGCCUGAAGAGGACUGUAGGCCCCCUAAAAAUUUGUUUGCUUGCUAUGUGAGGGAAAAUUCCAGUGAAAUUUCUCUUGGGCAAUCAUAUGAAAGGAAGGAACGCCACUCUACAAGCCAUGUGAUAGAAUCCAGGAAUCCCGCUUUUGCUGAUGAGUUGAAUUGUAAUUUGUCAAACUCACAAGAUCCUGAGACAGAACAUAAUCACUCCGAAUGUCUCUCCAACAAGACUGGUAAAUCGAAGAGGAAAGGAGAUCUUGAGUUUGAAAUGCAGUUGGAAAUGGCUCUUUCAGCUACAGCAAUUAGGGAUGAGGAGAACAAAAAGGAGUCAUGUUCAAGAAUCUUGAAUACUAAUUCAGAAAAUUUUAACAGUGCAUCAAAAAGAGUCAAAAGGAUUAUAAGUGAUGAAUCUUUAGCUUUCCCCAAGGAAAUCUCUACAGCAGUUGGGCCAAUGAAAUUUGAAUCUCCUCUGUAUUGGGCAGAAGUAUAUUGCAAUGGAGAGAAUUUGACAGGAAAGUGGGUUCAUAUCGAUGCUGUCAAUUUGAUUGUUGAUGGAGAACACAAAGUUGAAUCCAUGGUUGCUGCAUGUAAAACAUCUUUGAGAUAUGUUCUUGCUUUUGCGGGGCAGGGAGCCAAAGAUGUGACCCGCAGGUACUGUAUGAAAUGGCACAAGAUUGCAUCACAACGAGUUAGUUCAGUGUGGUGGGAUUCAGUUUUGGCUCCACUGAGAGAGUUAGAAUCUGAGGCCACUGGAGGAGGGGUUCAUUUGGAAACAAACCAAGCUAUGUCUGCAGAAUCCAGCAAGAGUAAUUCUUUUGUCCCUACUCGAAGCUCCCUUGAGGAUGUUGAAUUUCAGACUAGGGCAUUAACUGAGCCUCUUCCUACUAAUCAGCAGGCUUACAGAAGUCACCCACUUUAUGCAAUAGAGAAAUGGCUUACGAAGUAUCAGGUUCUUCAUCCAAAGGGCCCAAUUCUUGGCUUUUGUUCAGGCCUCCCAGUUUACCCAAGGACUUGUGUGCAGACGAUUAAGACAAAAGGGAGGUGGCUUCGGGAAGGGCUGCAAGUUAAAGCCAGCGAACAUCCUGCAAAGGUCCUUAAAUCUUCUGUAAGACUUGACAAAGUACAAGAUUCUGAAGCGGAUUACUAUGAUUGCAGUGAUUCUAAGGAAAAUAUUGAACUCUAUGGGAAGUGGCAACUGGAACCUCUUAAUCUGCCUCACGCCGUAAAUGGGAUAGUUCCUAAGAAUGAGCGUGGUCAGGUUGAAGUUUGGUCCGAGAAAUGCCUUCCUCCAGGGACUGUGCACUUGAGGUUUCCAAAGGCAUUUGCUGUUGCAAAGAAGCUAGAGAUUGAUUAUGCGCCUGCCAUGGUUGGUUUUGAAUUUAAAAAUGGUCGUUCGCAUCCUGUCUUUGAUGGUAUUGUGGUAUGUGCUGAAUUCAAGGAUGUCCUUCUAGAGGCACAUGCUGAGGAGGAGGAAAGAAGACGGGCUGAAGAGAAGAAAAGGGAUGAAACGAGAGCUCUUUCUCGAUGGUACCAGCUUCUUUCUUCAAUUGUGACUCGUCAGCGGUUAAAUAAUCGCUAUAAUAGCAGGUUUCCAUCAGAGACAUCAACUGAUAACCGCCAAGCCAGAGACAAUAAAGAAAUGAAAGCCAUGGUUAGUGGCAAUUAUGAGGAGAACAGUCCUGAAUGUCAUACUGCUUGUGCGGUUGAAGUUCCAUCCAAGACAGAAGCAAGUGAGCAUGAGCAUGUGUUUCUGAAAGAGUGCGAGAGCUUUGAUGAGGAAAGCUCCUUGCUUACUAAGCGAUGCCAAUGUGGAUUUUCUGUCCAGGUAGAACAACUGUAGCAAAUUUGUCAUGAGAAGAACAAGAAUUGCUUUUCAAGCCUUGUAUCUCUGCACAGAUUUUGGUGUAGUUCUGAGUUAUGUUCUAUUAGAUUUUUCAAUCAAAAUAUCAAAUCAAAAACCAACGGCACUUG